UGCACCGUUUUUACUAUCACCACUUCGUGACGGACACUAAAAGGACACGCAUCGUACAACGCAGCCAUGUCGGACGACCAAGUUGAUUUAGUAGCCAGGGAUCCCAACGGCCUUAACGCCCAUUUGGGGACUUUGCUGUUUAACGAUGUCCUGGGUGAGCCCGAUGGUACCCACAGUAUCGACUGCGUCUGGAAGCUGUCCUACACAUGUUUCGAAUUGUGGAAGGGACUCUGCUACAAACUCCUCACCCUCUUCUGUGGUAUCUGUAUUGCAGCGGAAUGGGGCUGUGAGUUCGCCUACAUUGCUUUCUACCAUAUCUGGUUCAUCACCCCAUGCAUGAAGGUCUUCGAGAUCAACUGUGGACUCUGCCAGAAGAUCUACGCCAUGAUGAUCAAUUGCUGCGUACAGCCAUUGACGGAGGCUUGUGGCGGAUGCUUUAUACAUUUCAAGAAUUAAGAAACAUCAUCAAACAGGCGGAGACGGUGAACAUUUUCAGUACCGUAUCAAUAUGUUUAUAAUGGAAAUGAAAAACAACACACGAAUUUACACGGACUAUUUAUGACCGACGUAAAAAGAUUGUGCACGCAUGCGCAAUGUCAUGACGUCAUAAGUUUUGAAGCCGAUAUGACACGUCUCCAGCUAUUGAACCAAAGUGCCAAACGCAGACAAUUGUACACAAAGUCAUGUCAGAGAGAUAUGUGUAAAUAAAAAAAUAGUCACAUAA
Molecule: messenger RNA, 724 nt
Organism: Mizuhopecten yessoensis (Yesso scallop)
Lineage: Eukaryota; Metazoa; Mollusca; Bivalvia; Pectinida; Pectinidae
Product: caveolin-1-like
Exons: 2
Coding region: 67-456 (129 amino acids)
Biological process (GO): caveola assembly
Cellular component (GO): caveola
Molecular function (GO): molecular adaptor activity
Source: RefSeq, a predicted model, not a curated record